AUGGAGAUGGCCUGGGCUGAGAAUCCUGACAACCGACCCACCUUCCAGGAAUUACAAGACAAGAUGAAGAAGAUCUGUGAAGGACAGUAAGCGGUGACUUAUUGGAAGCAACUGCUUCUCUCGUGCUUGUUUAUACAACACAUUUUACGGUUCUAGAAACCGCUGUUCACCACUAUAAAAAGCCAUUCAUGUGCUGACACAUAAGCAGCAAAAAGUACACACAGAUUUAUCUUAAUAUGAUUUUAUUAAUUCAUUCGAUUUCAUUUCCAAAACAUCUAUUAUAAUCCAGAAGACCAUUUAUGGAGCAUAGGCGUGCUUUCGAUAAACUGUCGUCGGACCCGUAAAUUUAAAUGGGAACGAGAUUCAAAUUGAAACGUGCGAGCCAUAAGAGGAAUUGAUUACGGUUCGUCUUCAUACAAGCGAGUGUGUGAAUAUGGGGAACGACAGGAAGAAGCAGUAAGUGGCAGUAAGGAUGAGGUAGAGUCGUACCACAGGGAGAGGGGAGGGGAGGGGGAAGGGAGCGCGGAGACAUGCAUGCAGUUAAUCGACCUUUAGCCUCACUAGACGCGGAGCAUGCAGGAAAUUCUCUCGCGCGCACAGUUAUAUUACAUUGUCUUGGGAAAGGAUUCUCAGGCAGCUAAACCAUCUGAAAACUAUUUAAAAUAGUGCGCUUUAAAAUUCCUCCUGGGAUCAUUGGACGAUUUCGGAGUAAAAUUGUCAGAACAGGUCUUGUCAGGUACGAUGCCAAGUUUUGCGCUAAUAUUUAAGUUAAGUACUAUCGAAUUCUGCAAAUAACCGCAAACCUGCAAGAACAACUCUAUGGACACUGAUUUAUGCAGCAAACUCCCACGACAGUUUGACCGUCGUUGCCGACGAUGUUCACCGUAUGCUCCACAUCAAGGUAAGAGCAGGAACGAUUACUUUUACGUGAAUAAGUUUAUAAUGGGGGCAGACUUGCACAGUAUAUACCGCACUCUCUCCUACGUCACCUGGAUGCCGUGUCAAGACAGAGUCAAGAAGAUCGGAUGCGGGGGAGGGUGCAGGUGCAUGGCGCGGUCAAGCCCGCAACUUGACUUUCCACUCCACACCCUCUGGUCCACAUAGCAAAUGACCAGCUUUUUGACCAACAACAGCAAUAGGGAGGCGGCAGGGGCCCCAGUAUGUGCGACCUCCGCCACCAACCGGAUUCGCCACCGAAAUGCUGGCACUUGUUAUGGUGCUCAAUCCGAUAACGCCUGCCAGGAUCCCAUAUGGCUUCCGUGUUGGUCCUGCGCAUCUGUCACGUGGCCCGUUUGAGUAGCACGGCAAAUUCCCUACAAUACAUUAAACGCAUGUAGGUGACAAAAGUCCAAAUGCGUGUUUCGUCGACUGCUACUGCCUCAUCCUUGGAUUACCCAGAUUUCCCCACAAGAUUUAUUGAAUAAUUCCUACAAAUCGACACUGUUGUACACUGUUUGGCAAAAUCCACCCUAGCUGCGUCAUAUGGCGUUGGAAAAGCUCGGGGUCAGAAUGAUUACUUGAUUGGCCUAAUUUUAUCAUAGAUUUUUGAUGUCCUUACAAAUUCAUGCAUAUUGUAUAGGAAAUGCAAUCAGAAAUACCUUCUCUUAAACUAAUUUGGUAAACUAAAUCGUGCCAUUUUCGACUUUUAACCGACUAAAGUGUGCAUUUACGCCUAGAAUAAGUAUUUUAAUUCCCGAAUACUUUUGAGCUCGACUUGCCUUUGUACUUGCGUUUAGGACUUAGAGUCUACCUGCUGCAUACGUCCUCGGUGGGGAAAAUCAUACAUUCCUCUGCGCCAUUACAAGCACGCCAUAUAGCGCUCAUGAAAUAUUUGAAUGGAUGUGGACUAUGUUGUAUACUUCGCGACGAGUUUUAAUAAAUGGACAGAUACAAACAUUUUGAAAUGGGAUCUCCGUUUCUUAGAGUGUAAAAUUUCAUCAAAACGUGAUUUUCUAUCAAACGAGUAUAAUAAAGUACAUUAUGCGCGGGUUUUCUUUAAAGUAUAUGUUUAAUUAUAUGGACGCCGAAAAACAGGGUAAAGAUCCAUAUUACUGUGACAGUUACCUUUCACCGGUACGAUUUUUUAAGCUGUUAAGAAGGAAUGCGUUCAGAAACCCGUAUCCUGGCAUGACUGAGAUAUUCAGUGAUUAUGUUUCGCAAUAGGCGAUAUUACAACUCCACUUAAUUAUUUCUUCCUAGUCAAAAACACAUUUAAGAUUUUCUGUUAACAUUACAUGAGAUUGGUCAAUGUAACUCCGGCGGUGCGCCGGUGGUUGGCUCUUCAGAAAUUAAAAUCGCCUUCAUCAUACACUCGGGAUUAGUAAUCACUGCACUCUGACUCCUUCGCAUAUUUCACAUAUCUUGUAGAAAGGGUAACAUCAUGGACCACAUGAUGUACAUGAUGGAAUUGUAUUCGGCAGAUUUGGAAGCCCAGAUACAAGCGCGGACAGAUGAACUAGAGGAAGAAAAACGAAAGACUGAAGCCCUUAUCGCGAAGAUGCUACCACUGUAGGUUCUAAACUUGACUGUCUUUCAUUAAUAUUGCUUUCUCAUAACUUGCUAUUUUGAUUCAUGCUUUUAAGAGCCGUAUCUUACACACCCCCGAAACCUAGUUGACAACCAGUGAGGUGCAUUAAAGGAUAGGAGGGCUCGUUCCUUCCUAUAGACACUUUCGAAAAUUUCCAAACCUCAUCUAACCGAUUGACCUGUCAGUUAGGCAUCGUCUGUGGACAUUGCGUCGACUGGUGCGCAUUCGUCGGAGGACGCCCAUACGGCUGGAAGAUCCGAUGGUCUGGCCCACUCCUGAUUUCGUCGUUUGAGUUCAAUUGAUAAGCAUAGUCGUUGUUUACUAUCAUAGCAUAUAUUUAAAGGGGCCACUUUGUUGGCAAAACCAACUGACCACGGCCAAGUUCUUCGAGAAGGCUGAUGUGGCAGACAAAGCGGGAAGGAAGUGCCUCACGCCUGACAGCAACCCAUGGACACUUUUAUUUUUACCACGGGAAAAUCGGCAAACGAAAAGCACACUCUACGCUUUUAAUUAGCAGAUUAGGAAGUGGAAGAUGUAUGCCAUCUACUGUCGCAAAACCUCAGCCUGUAAGUCCAGAAUGCGGCCUAGUGAUCAUAUAUUUGUUUGUCAGAGUUACUCAUUAGCUGGAGCCAAUGUCUCUAUGGGUGGAAAUGUAUGUAGAGGCAACUAGCUCUUAUAGCGUCAGCAGUCAUACACGUUUUGUGAGACAGAUGGUUGUGGUGUGUAUGGGGGCGAGUAGCAGUAAUUUUUCUCCUCCCAACAAGAUUUAUGGCUCAGGCUAAGUAGCUUUUGGCCUUGGUAAAUGUAGUAUUUGUUCCAAGCACUUGCAGGCGCAUUGAACCUGAGCGUACAACUUGAAUGAUUUAACGGUGUUGUUGAACGAAAAUCAGGGGCCCGACUAUAUCAAUUCUUUUCUCAGGCAUGGAGGACCCGAUCAUUGUAUGUUUCGGACAAAAAGAUUGAUCGAAACUUUGGGACCCAUACUCGGAUGAUCCAUGAAGACAGAACUGGAUCCGCCGACCUCGUGUUUAGGCGGGAAUUCAAUUGGCAACAUUCCGUACAGCAGAUUAAAUGCAUAUGAAAUGUAUUAGGCCUUACUGUGGGCAAAGCACGCAGGUUUUUUACUUUAAUCAGAUUGGCAUGAACGUACGAUAAACUGCAAUGACGGCGGUGAGCGCCACUUUACCAUUGUGCAUUCCCGAUCGCAACCGACGGAACAACAAGCCCGUGGCUUAGUGGUUAGAGGCGUUAGACUUAUAACUAACAGGUCGCGGGAUCGAACCCCAGAAGUCCCACACUUCGGGAUUGGACAUGACUGGCUGACGACGGCUAAUAAGCCAGAAAUGGCCAUUCCGAUCUCCCUUGUCUUUUUCAGUAAUAACAUUCUGUAAUGUCGGCACCGACAUGCCUGCCAAGCAACCGAGGGGGGAUGUAGGGCUGUGUGCAACUGAAUGGGAGCGUCGUAGAAGAUGCCGACGCAUAGAGCGGGCAGGACGAGUGUUGCGGGAGGGGAUUGGUUGGUCAUGAAAGAAGGGAAACCGGUUAUCUUCACCGACAGGCGGUUACUCCAUCUCUAUCCUGGAUCCGCGUCAAUAGCGUUCACCCCAUUCAAAAAACCCAGUACAGUUUGUGGGACGCUACACUUGAGCAGUAUUGCCAUGCGAAAAAUAUGACUGGCACUUUUUCAUCAUUGCCAACCUGAAGAAUGCACAUUCUUUUUCCAGAUCCGUGGCACAGGCUCUGGUUGCUGGUGAGUCGGUGGAUCCCGAAGCCUUCGACGAAGUGACCAUUUACUUUAGUGAUAUCGUCGGAUUCUCCGCUAUAUCCGCAAGGUCCACUCCGCUACAAAUAGUGAAGCUCCUGAAUGGCCUUUACUCAGUUUUUGAUGCAAACAUUGAGAGGUUUGAUGUUUACAAAGUACGUGCAUAUGGCAAGAUCUGUCUGCAUCACCUUAACUACUAGCCCAAAACUAGAACUCCAUGUUUCUUUAUAUGAUCCUCUCCAAAUGCUUAUCAUAAGAUGUAAAGUCGAAAUUUUUUCUCAUCUGAAAAGUGCGCGCGUUUUUUCUUAGAGGAAUGAAGUAUCAGAAAAGACUAAUGUAAGUGUGUGAUACCUCUUAGGUGGAAACUAUUGGAGAUGCAUACAUGGUGGCUUCUGGUUUGCCGAUACGCAAUGGACGAAACCAUGCUGGCGAAAUUGCGAAAAUGGCCCUGGAGAUGUUGAGCAUAAGCGGCCUUUUUGUUAUUCCAUAUUUGCCAACCAUUCCUAUCCUCAUGCGCAUCGGUAUUCACUCAGGUGGGUCCCAAAACACAAAAGCAGUUUUUAAAAUGGUUAAUCUUCUUCCAAGAUCGCUUUGUUUCACUAAAUAAAUAUGCGGUCAUCGUCUUUUUCUAAGGAAUCGUCCUCGUCAAUAUUUCGCAGAUAAAUCGAUCCCUCCACGGUUUCCAAAGGUUGAAGUAAUGAAGUUAUUUCACCAUGAACCACAAGACAGGUGAAAGCCAAAAUCUCAGGCAUCAGCUUCGACAAUAGUUUUUAUUGCCGUACUAAGCAACUGCCUGGUAUUUGAUUCCUCAAUGAUUCCCGAUAUUCCCCACAUCGUUUUAGGUAUAAAUCCAGGCAGGAGAUGUAUGGUCAUUUUUUUCUCGAAAAUUAACGAAAUAACUUAAAGUGGGGCCGUCUCAACAGGGCGUCUUCGUUAUAAUCUCAUUUUUAAGUUGUUGUUGAGUUGCGUACAAUCAGCGGCGUAGUGUUUGCGCUUUCAAAUUCAGCAAUGGCACAUCCUACACACCCAAAUAAUCGCUCACCAAUUAACCUGACCGCAGAGCUAACUAACAGUCCUGACAGUAAAUUUCACCAAACUAACACAAGCUGACUUAGCGGGGAAUAGGAAUUCUUGCGGUUGCUCGACAAAUUUUCAAAAAGUAGUGAAACACCUGUCAGGACUGCCGACAGUACCUAUGUGGGAAGCGGAAUAGAAAAGCAUGUCCCAUAUAGGAAUAUUCAUAAUUUCUAUUUUUAAUUUGGCAGUAUUGCGCCAAAUUUUCAAAGAAAAUGCAGACUGUAUUCAACCUGUCUUGUUCUGACGAUUUUACCCUUUGCUCGUCUGGCAACUUCUGGCGACAUUGUAAGGGCUAAGCUGAAACCGCACGCUAAACACGAUUGCAGAAUCCACAUUGGUAUUAAAGUAAGUGGAACUGAUCAGUAACUUCAUUUUGUGUAUUCAUGCUGAAACAGUGCUGAUUGCGCUGUGAAAUUUAAGAGGAGCCAAUCACGCACAUACGCGUUGAUUAACAAAUUAUUUCAAACGUUUCGGUUUCAGUGAGAAGCUGUACCCGUAUGGUCCGCACAAAUUAUCUUUUUUCCUUUAAAGGCCCCUGCGUAGCAGGUAUCGUCGGGUUGACCAAUCCGCGCUACUGUCUGUUUGGAGACACCGUCAAUACAGCGUCUAGGAUGGAAUCGGCUGGAGAAGGUAACCAUUCACGACAAAAGUUUAUUUACUGCGACAAAACUUACUUGCCGAAGAACAGAGUAGAAACCUGCUAAGGGUGUGGCAUGCAGACCUUUCACAUAUGUUUAGGGUGCAGGCUGAAUCAGUUUCAAGAUUCCUAUAGUGAAAGGAUAAGUACGCAAGUCGCUUUUCCUUGUCCUAUCAACAAUCCAUCAUGUGACUAUGCCAGUGCAAAAACCGGAGCUUUCAGAGGCUCCAGUCAAUUUCUGAUGGCCGGUCGUGUUCAGGAUGUAUAACAAAAACGAAAGCCUGCCUUGCUUAAUUUUCAAGGAAAUUAAUGUGUGGACUUGGAGUAGAUCCUUUGGAACAGACAUUUUCAGGCUCGAUCCGAAUGUUGAUAUAAUUAUUUUUGUGACGUUAUUGUAACCAACAGAGAGUCCAAGGAUGUUUAUCUACAUUUGCCUUAGUAAAACUGAGCUGAGCCGAACUGAAUAACUGUGUAGUAUUCACAAAUUGUCAGCGAGCAGCAAGUAGCAUACAAUAAUAUGAUUAUUUACCAUACUGACAAAGAUGAAAUAAAUGAGCCAUCAUGGAUAGCAUAACUGCUUUUCAAUUGAGGGACCAGAAGGGUUCUUUCGUGGGAAAUCUCCAGGUCUUAGUGUAGAAGCUAAUGUUUCCAUCGAAGACGGCUUACCCGCAGUUAUUAAUGCUCCAAGGUGCCCUCGCAGAGUGAGACCAAAAUAACAGUUUGACUUCUGAAGGAGGACAGUACCAGAAACGUCGGCCACUACUUGGAAAAUUGCAAUACAUGCCAGUUUUUGUACCAUUUUCUUAACGCGUGAUGAACUAGUAGGAGUCCCAUUCAAAGUUGCAACGCGCUUUAAACAGCCAAUAUUUUGUGGUUCAUUGUUUCUGACAUUGCUGCCCUUCGGGGAUUCAGAGGCUUCCUCUUGAGUUCUGUCUCGCAUGACUGAACUUUAGCCAUGCGUUUAAGGACUCUCGCUAAUUAAAAACUGGCCAUACCAGAGAACCGAGAGGGACGACAUCAUCAUCAUCAUCAUCACCAUCAUCAUCGCCAUCAUCAACGACAGCGGCAACAAAUUUUACCUUAUUUGAUAAAAUAUUCAUACGGACUGAAAAACAGUGUUUGCAUUUCCACCCCAACCUGCCAUUUACAGCACUGCGUAUUCAUGUGAGCCCAGCAACAAAGGUAAUCUUGGAUGAGUUGGGAGGUUACAAAUUCGAAUAUCGCGGCAAAGUGAGCUUAAAAGGCAGAGGAGAAGUUGAAACCUACUGGCUCGUUGGGAAGGAGGGAUUUGACGGUCCGUUGCCGACACCCCUGAAGACUGAUGCGUAAGUCUGGCCGUUUUAAUUGCUGAGUAAGCGCAACUCGUUAAGUAGGUCUAAAGUAGGAAGACGUUUCGUUCACUAAUCGAUUGUGUUCCAUAGUUGUAAACCUACUCCUUCUAAGCACAUAGAUUUGGUCCAUAAAAGUUUAGUUCCGAAUAACAUUAGAAGGGUCCUGUGGCAAAGUAAAAGACACUGUAUUCUUAAAAAUCAGACACCAACAUGGCUUGAUUCCUGGAUCCUAUCGGUCUCUUGUGCUAAAUGUAGACCUUUUCCUUGAAAUGCUGUAUUAUGGUGUGUUCGUGUGUGCAAAUGGAAAACUAAGGCCGAAGGAAGGCCGUGGAAGUGCUGUUCGUCCCAGUCAGUCUGUCGGACAUCAAACAAGGUCGAAGAAGUGAGAAUUGUAUCCCGAAAUGUGAUGCCCAAAUUGUGGCGUCCUUAAAAUUGAAAAUAGGCAAUUAUAAAGUUAACCUCCAUUGCCAUUUGAGCGAUUAGAAGGAUCAGACAACACAUGCAGCAUUUGGAUUAAAAGGUCAAGCACUUUGGGAAAUCUAGAGAAAUUUGAUGCUGCACGCUUUUGGACGAAGACCCUCUCCUGAAUUUGUAGAUUCGAAUAUAUCCUGAAUUUGCUGAGGAAUGUGGAACCCCUGCCGGAUGAUCUCAGUGGUACUGACGGAACUGCCGCACAAGUGCCUGGUUCACAGGCGAACCAAUUUGUUCGGGAGACAAGCCAAUGGGUUGUUCAGCACACAGCGGAGAUGGAGAAACAACGUGGUCGAACGAGCUGGUCGAGGCGAUCGCAUAGGCCUGAAAAUGGAGAAAGCAGCAGGACCAACUCAGCUGCAUGA
Molecule: messenger RNA, 8170 nt
Organism: Spirometra erinaceieuropaei
Lineage: Eukaryota; Metazoa; Platyhelminthes; Cestoda; Diphyllobothriidea; Diphyllobothriidae
Source: the annotation of a GenBank genome assembly